Pterocles gutturalis (yellow-throated sandgrouse) is the source of this 1023-nucleotide messenger RNA. Its product is annotated as lysyl oxidase homolog 4-like. NCBI's taxonomy places the organism in Eukaryota, Metazoa, Chordata, Aves, Pterocliformes, Pteroclidae. The annotation marks the transcript as partial. The transcript is spliced from 8 exons. The record is from RefSeq and is a predicted model, not a curated record. Gene Ontology annotation, cellular component: membrane. Gene Ontology annotation, molecular function: protein-lysine 6-oxidase activity. Gene Ontology annotation, biological process: peptidyl-lysine oxidation.
GGCACCAGUGACUGCCACCAUGGCGAGGAUGCCGGUGUGGUGUGUUCUGAACAGCGCCUGCCCGGUGCCCCCCACCAGGCCACCACCUCUGGUCACCUGGGAGAGGUCCCGAGGCUGAGCCUGGAGGAGGUUCGGCUCAAACCCGUCCUGGCACGGGCCAAGCUGAGUGUGCCAGUGACAGAGGGUGCCGUGGAGGUGAAGCACAACGGGCGCUGGAGGCAGGGGUGCGAUGACAACAGCCGUGUGGUCUGCGGGAUGCUGGGCUUCCCCCAAGAGAAGCACGUCAACACCAGCUUCUACCGGAAGCUCUGGAACAUGAAGCUGAAGGACCCCAACUCCAGCCUGAAGAACCUCAGCCAGAAGAACAGCUUCUGGGUCCACAGGGUGCGGUGCCAGGGUGUGGAGCCCCACCUGGCCCUCUGCCCCACGCAGGUGGCCCCACUGGCCCCCCACCAGCCCGCCUGUCCCCAUGGCAUGCACGCCAUCGUCAGCUGCCUCCCUGGCCCUGCCUUCCAGAAGGGCACAGGCAAGGGCAGGAGCAAGACCUCCCCAGGAAAGGUGAGCCCCAGCAUGGUGAUGCCAGUGCGGCUGCGAGCAGGCACCCACGCCGGUGAGGGACGGGUGGAGGUGCUGCGCCAUGGGCAGUGGGGCACCGUGUGUGACAAGCAGUGGGACCUGGCCGCGGCCAGCGUGGUGUGCCGGCAGCUGGGCUAUGGGACGGCGAAGCAGGCCCUGGCAGGAGCCCAGAUGGGCCAAGGCCUGGGGCCCAUCCACAUGAGUGAUGUGCGAUGCACCGGCCACGAGCGUUCCCUGGGUGAGUGCCGCUUCCAGGAUCACAUGGACUUCCAGAGCCAGGUGAGGCUGGUGGGGGGCCGCAGCCCCGAUGAGGGUGUGGUGGAGGUGCUGGUCCCCGUGCAGGGGCGGCUGCAGUGGGGCGCAGUGUGUGGGGCGCAGUGGGGGCUGAACGAGGCCAUGGUCGUCUGCCGGCAGCUGGGGCUGGGCUUUGCCAGCCAUGCCCUCCAG